CUUCUAUGAACAGCGGCAAACCCAGAGCAACUGAGGUGCUCUUUGACUGACCUUCCGAUGCAAGCCAGAGGGGCUGUCCAGAAUGGACCCAAGGAGGUGGAUGAGAACUUGCAUUACUGGACCCAACCCACAUCUUCAGCGAGGGGCCAUGCGGGUGAGACGGUGGGGCAAGGCAGCAGUGCAGGAGGAGCUAAAGACUGGCUCUGCCACUGCGAGCCUGCUCAAGCCCUCCAUUCCUGUCAGGUGCCGGAGGAGAACGCAGCAGCACCCUGGGAGAAACUGAGGCCAGCAACCCUAAGGGCGGGUGCAGGCAGCCAUCAACAUCACUCUGGGCCCAUCGCACUGUCUCACACCUUGGUUAGUCACGUUCAACAGCAUGACCUCUUCUCUAUGGGGGCUCAGACUAACUUGAGGGAAGCCCUGGAAUCUGAAUUCAAGGAUUUCGGGCGGACAAACGACCUGGAGCAGUUUCCUGGAUAUGGGAAGGACACAUCCCAGAGCUCCCCUGAUGUCAGUGUGUUUGUGGUAGCAAAAAACAAACCGACCUCUUCCAGGAGGGAGGAUCUUUACAGCAGACCCGAGAGCAGGGACCAGGACAAAGCAGGCUCAACCCCAGCCUCGAGCUACAGGAACCCCUCAAUGAACUGUGCCCAUCCGUGUGAUUUUGGGAAGGAGUUACUUGGCUCAAAUCAGAGUUUAAACAAGAGCACGCUGACUAGCCUGCGUGAUGGUCAGCACCAGUCAGAACUGCCCAGUCAAGACACUGGGUACGAAUCUCAGGAUGACUUUGGAAUUGGUCAGCUGGAUCCACCUGGACCACUGCGUUCCGGAUUGAAUGACAUAGAGCCCCAUGGUCCUUUGUGGUCCUUGGAAUUUCCCAUGGGAGAUUUCCAGAUCCAUCCAAUGUUUCCCUAUCCUAAUAGACCAGCCUGUCUCCAUCCAUACCCUCCUGGGGUUCCUCCAUCCCAAUAUCAACGUUUGCAGACUCCAGGUGACAGGAGCUGCAAUCCUCCGGUCUGCAACUGCAAACAGUGCUCUGGCAGCAUAAAUCAGCGUGGUCCACUCCUUCUGCAUCCUGGUCAAAGCUACAGCCAAGAUGUUGCUGUGAAAGAGAUGUUACCUUUUCAACCACAUGGAUAUGGAGUGUUUAACAGCCCACCUCGGUAUAUUCUGAGGCACCCUUGGAGCGGAGGAACUGAAAGGAACUUCACCCAGGAUCGACCUCAACCACAAGAACAUCAAGAAAACCUACCGCCAGUAAAUGGCAGAAGAAUUAAUGGGAAGAUACCUGGAAUUUUUGAUGAUGAACGGCAUCUUGCACAGAAUGAAAUAACUCGUAUUCCUCCACCAGCUUGUAAUGUACAAGACAUUCCCACCAGUGGUGUUGAAAGAUGUGGCAGCCCAAGAACUAUUAACUUGCCACAUUCCUUACGAAAGGUAUUUGUAACAUACUCUGUGGACACAGCCAACGAAAUCUGUUUCUUUGUGAACUUCCUGCGUGCCAAUGGCUUUGAAACAGCAAUCGACAUUUUUGAGGACUCAGUUCGGGGAAUAGACAUUAUCAAAUGGAUGGAAGGAUAUCUGACUAAUAGAGAAGUGAUGAUUGUAAUAGCAAUUAGUCCAAAGUACAAGCAGGACAUUGAGGGAAGUAGAUUGGAGCAACUGAACGAUGAGCACAGUUUGCACACAAAAUACAUCCACAGAAUGAUGCAGAUUGAAUUUAUACAACAAGCAAGCAUGAACUUUAGGUUUCUUCCAAUACUUUUUCCGAAUGCUACCAAGGCACAUGUGCCCAGCUGGCUACAGAAUACACACAUCUACAACUGGCCAAGAGAUCGGAAGCGAAUCCUCCUCCGACUGCUGAGGGUAGAAGAAUAUGUUGCUCCACCAAUUGGACAGUUGCCCACGAUUCAAGCAGUCCCUCUUUGAUCCCUUUAUUUCAUUGACCUGUUUCGUUUUGAAUUAGCCGGCUGCAUACAUUCUUGACUCAAUAGAGGCCCCACCUUGUUAAAGUGGACUGCAUAGAGGUUACUGUAAUUGCCAAGCUGGGUCAGCGUUUGAUCAAUACGUUUCUCUUUGGUGAGUUAUCGUGCAGUGGAUUGGCUGCUGCACCCACUGUGAGGUUCUCCAGGUCAAGGUCAACCCUGGGAUUGUCUGUGACCUCUGUAAAUCUGAAAAAAAUGCUUGAAACAUCAUCAAUUUGCAUAUCAUCAACAAACUUACAAAUCAGCCCUAAGGCAUGCAACAUUCUGGUUACCCAUCAGGCAGGGAGCAUCUCACACAUAACAUACUUUCUUAAAAAACCUGCAGCUGGUGAGCAGUAGAAGAUGACAAGACGGGUAAUAAAAUGUCCCCUCCCAGCUGACCUUAUUACUCUAGAUGUUAAGAGUCAUCACAGAACGAGGAACUCCUACCCGGGCUUUUUUGCUUCCUGUUAUCUAUUUUCAGAGUGACCACAAGCACUGGGGAAAGCUCAUUGCCAGAGGCACUGGAGAAAGCAGAACAAUAAGAACAUUGACAGGCAAACACUUAAAUUAAAAGAAUAACUUUUUUUAAACAUGUCCUUUCUCCCUCAGGUUCUCAGCUCUGGUGUUUGCCGCAGCCACUCUGGCCAUUAGCAAGCGCCACAUUCGAGACAUUCUCUUCGUAAAGACUUUGCUCUUAAUUGUCCUGUUGAACUUAUGAGAAAAGGGAAAGUAAGGUACACAUUUUAUACUGUUUCUUAAAUGAACAGGAUGCCUCUGAAUACUUCUCUGCCAGUGAGGUAUUUCUGCAGAUGUUGCAAGAACUUAAUGCAGAUAAUCUGUGCACAGCAAGUUCAGUUGUCAAAGAUGUGAUAAUGGCCAAGACAUGUGAUAAUGUAGUUAAGUCACAUGCCUUUCCUAGAAGUAGUACUACUGGAUACUUAACGUUCACCGAGUCAAACGUACCUCUGGGCCCGCAAUGCUAUGCCAAACCAAUUAAAUUAGUAAUCAAAUGGCUAACUAAACUAAUCUCUUCUGCCCACAUAAAUGUCCAUAUCCUUCCAUAUUCCUGACAUUCAUGUGUCUAUCUAAACAUCUUGUAAAAUCAGUGCAAGGCCAAUAAGAAGAGGGGAGGUGUAAGCGGAGCAUCCAUUGUGGGAGUGGGCCAAUGUUAGACGUUGCCACUACAGGCUUGGGCAAGCACAAACAUAGGUUCUAAGUAAGUUUCUAGUAAGUAAUUUUUUUUUCUGUUGGUACACUGGGAAUGGGUGCAGAGGUAGUGGUAUGUGAGAUGUGGGAAACCUAAUAAAAAGAACUGGAGCUGCAGCUGGAUGACUUUUGGCUCAUAUGAGAGAAUGAAGAGGUGAUAGAUAGGAGCUAAAGGGAAGUAGUCACUCCUAAGUUGCAGGAGGCAGGUAGCUGGGUGACUGCCAGGAGAGGGAAAGGGAAUGCCAAUGCAAAGUACCCAUAUGGCCAUUUCCCUUAAUAAUGUGUAGUAUUUUGGAUACUGUUGUGGGGGUGGGGGGAAGGACUUACUAGGGAGAAGCAGCAGUGACUGAGUCUGGCUCUUUGGCUCAGAAGGUUAGGGGGAAGAAGAAGAGUGCAGUAGUGAAAGGGGAGGAGCAGAAAGCAGAUUCUGUGGAUGUGAAAGAGACACUGGAUGGUAUGUUGACUCCAAGGUGCCAGGGUCAGGGAUGUUUUGGAUCGGGUCCAAAGCGGGAGAAGGAACAGCUCGAAGUUGAGGGACACAUUGGUACCAAUGACAUAGAUAGGAAAAGGGAGGAGGUCCUGAAGAGAGAAUAUAGGGAGUUCGGUAGAAAGCCGAGGUAGUAAUCUCUGGAUUGCUGCCUAUUGCCACAUGCCAGUGAGGGUAAGAAUAGGAUGAUUUGGCAAUGAAUGUAAGGCUGAAGAACUGGUGUAUGGGGCAGGGUUUCUGAUUUCUGGUUCAUUGGGAUCUCUUCUGGAGAAGUUAUGAACUGUACAAAAAAGAUUGGUCUACUCUUUAUCAAAUCACGGUAUUGCUUUGCACUGUAUGUUAUAAUUAUGUGGUUUUUGUCAGUUUUAGUCUUGGUUUGUCCUGUGUUUCUUGUGAUAUCACUCUGGAGGAACAUCGUACCAUUUUUUAAUGCAUGCAUUUCUAAAUGACAAUGAACGACGACUGAGUGUCCUCAUAAUCUAAUCUAAUCUAAAGGAAAUUACAGAGCAUGAGAGAGGAGCUGGCCAAAGUUGACUGGAAGGGACUCUAACAGGGAUGAUGGCAGAACAGCAAUGGCUGAUGUUCCUGGGGGAAAUUCGGAAGGUAUAAGAACGAUACAGCCCAAAGCUGAAGAAUUACUCUACAGGGAGGGUGAGGCAACCGUGGAUGACAAGGGAAGUCAAAGACACGAUAAAAGCAAAAGAGUGGGCCGAUAAUAGAGCAAAAAAAUAGUGGGAAGGUGGAGGAUUCGGAAGCUUUUAAAAACCAACAGAAGGCAACUAAAAAAGCCAUAAAGAGAGAAAAGAUGAAAUAUGAAGGUAGGCUAGCUAAAAGAGAAUACAAGAAGUUUUUCACAUAUAUAAAGAUUAAAAGCAAGCCCAGAGUGGAUAUUGGACCACUGAAAAAUGACGCUGGAGACGUAGUAAUGGUGGGACGAAGAAAUGGCAGAUGAACUUAAUAAGUAUUUUCACUGUGGAAGACACGAGCAGAAUGCCAGAAACGUGGAAGUAUCAGGGGCAGAAGUGAGUGUCAUUAUUAUUACUAAGGAGAAGGUGCUUGGGGAACUGAAAAGUCUGAAGGUAGUGACCUGGACUACACCCCAGAGCUCUGAAACAGGUAGCUGAAGAGAUUGCAGAGGCAUUAGUAAUAACCUUUAAAGAAUCAUGACAUUCUGGAGUGGUUCCUGAGGUCUGGAAAAUUGCAAUUGUCUCUAAUGUUUCUGCCCUACCACCACCUCAGGCAGCGCAUUUCAGGCACCCACCGCUCUGUGUAAAAAAAAACUUGCCCUUCACAUCUUUGAAAUUACCCCCCUCACCUUAAACGCAUGCCCUCUGUAAUGAGACAUUCCAAUUCUUGGAAAAAGGUAUUGUCUGUCUACUCUAUCUUUGCCUCAUAAUCAUAUAAGCCUCUAUCAGAUCACUCCUCAUCCUCUGCUGCUCCAGAUAAAACAACCCAAGUAUGUCCAACCUUAUGUUAUAGCACAUACCCUCUACUCCAGGCAGCAUCCUGGCAAACCUCUUCUGCAUGCUCUCCAAAGCCUCCACAUCUGGUCACAUGGGGUGACCAGAACGGUAUGCAAUAUUCCAAAUGCGGCCUAACUAGAAUCUUGUAAAGCUGCAACAUAACUUUCUGAGUUUUGAACUCAGCGCCUCAACUAAUAAUUAGGUCACCAAAUUACAGGAAGGAUAUAAAUAAGGUUGAAACAGUGUAGAGAAGGUUUACAAGGAUGUUGUCGGGACUUGAGAAACUGAGUUACAGAGAAAGGUUGAAUAGGUUAGGACUUUAUUCCCUGGAGCAUAGAAGAAUGAGGGGAGAUUUGAUAGAGGUAUAUAAAAUUAUGAUGGGUAUAGAUAGAGUGAAUGCAAGCAGGCUUUUUCCACUGAGGCUAGGGGAGAAAAAAACCAGAGGACAUGGGUUAAGGGUGAAGGGGGAAAAGAUUAAAGGGAACAUUAGGGGGGGUUUCUUCACACAGAGAGUGGUGGGAGUGUGGAAUAAGAUGCCAGAUGAAGUGGUAAAUGCAGGCUCACUUUUAACAUUUAAGAAAAACUUGGACAGGUACAUGGAUGAGAGGUGUAUGGAAGGAUAGGGUCCAGGUGCAGGUCAGUGGGACUAGACAGAAAAAUGGUUCGGCACAGCCAAGAAGGGCCAAAAAGCCUGUUUCUGUGCUGUAGUGUUCUAUGGUUCUAUGGUUCCAAUAAAGGCAAGCAUGCCAAAUGCCUUCUUAACCACCCCAUCAACCUGUGUAGCCCCUUUCAGGGAGCUAUGACCUUGGACCUCAAGAUCCCUCUGCUCAUCAACACUGUUAAAGGUAUUUCUCUUAACAUUGUGCUCUCUCUUUACAUUUGACUUACCAAGGUGCAACACUUCACUUUUGACUGGGUUAAACUCCAUCUGCCAUUUCUGUAACUGAUCUAUAUCCCAUUGUAUUCUCUGGCAGUCUUUUGUGCUAUCCACAACACUGCUGAUUUUCAUACCAUUUGUAAACUAUCCAUCUACAUUUUCAUCCAGGUUAUUUAUAUGUAUCACAAAAUGCAGAGGUCCCAGUACACUUCCCUGUGGAACAUCACUAAUCACAGACCUCCAGCUGAAGUAAGCCCCUUGAACCACUACCCUCUGUCUUCUUUAGGCAAGCUAGUUCUGAGUCCAAGUGGCCAAUUCACCAUGGAUCCCAUGUAUCUUGAUCUUCUGCAUGAGCCUCUGAUGAAGUAACUCAUCAAAUGCCUUAGAAAAAUCCAUGUAGACCUCUCCCUAGUUAUCUCUUGUUCUUGAUUUGUGUAUAGAUUGUCUUUGGAUUCUCUUUAAUCCUUCUUGCCAAGGACUUACCAUGGCACCUCCUGGUUUUCCUAAUUUCAUUCUUGAGUUUUCUUCUGGUUUCAUUAUAAUCUUAAGGUCCACUGACCUGCACUGUAAAGCUUCCUAAGCUUUACAUACUUUUCCUUUUUCUUCUUGACUAAAUUCAUCACCUCUCUCAACAUCCAAGGUUCUCUUACCUUGCCAUCCUUGUCCUUCUUUCUGACUGGAACAUAGCAGUCCUGUUCUCUCUGCAGUUGGUCUCGAAACACCCUCCACAUGUCAGAUGUGGACUUGUCCUAAAACCAGCUGUUCCCAAUUAAUUGUCCCUAGUUCCUGCCUAAUGCUCUUGUAAUUUUCCCUGCUUCAAUUUAACACUCUCCCACAAGUUCCAUACUUAACUUUUUCUUCCUUUUUCCAAUAUUUUUAUUACAUUUCAUAUACACAAAUACAGAAUUCAUAAGGAUAAUUAUCAUAAAUCAAAAUAAGGUAGCACAAAAUGCACUAUAUAUAAAUCACACUGAUACAAUCAUGGUAUCCUAUAUUCAUGAGCAAUCAAAUGAAAUAAAUUGAAUUAUGAAAUAUGGUUAAUUAUAUUAUUUAAAAAAUCUACACCCACACUACCAAGACAAAGCUGGUUGGUAAAAAAACAAAAGAAAAAAAGAGUACCUUACUAUAUAGUGUUUAUAACAAUAGCCCAGAUCUAUAUUUUAAUAACAAUACAAAGAUUUUCAAAAUAGUUCAGAAAGGGUCCCCAUAACGUUUGAAAAUCUUGAUUAGAAUCAGAAAUCGAACAACGAAUCUUGUCUAAAUUUAAACAUGACACAACAUCUCAUAACCAUUGAGCAUGUGUGGGGGGGGCAUACUUAUCUAUAGCUAUCUUAAAACAUAAGGAGUUGUGGUCACUGUUUUCUAACUGUUCACCCAUUGUCUGUCCUCUAACUGCUCACCCACUGAAAGGUCAGUCACGUAGCCAGGCUCAUUACCCAAUACAAGGCCCAGUACAACCCCUCCUCUUGUUGAACUAUUUACAUACAUAGUAUUCCUUUGAGGGGUACACAAGAGGGCAUAGGUUAAAGGUCAAAGGAAGAUCAGGGGCAGUUGCCUCACAUAAAGGGAGAUACAUCCUUGGAAUGAGUUGCCAGAAAGAGAGUUUGAGGCUGGUACAUUAGCAAUGUUUAAAAGACAUCUAGAGAAGUACGUGGAUAGGAGGGGUUUAGAAGGCUAUGGAUCAUAUGAGGGAUGGGAUAAGCUCACUGGGUAACAUAGUCGGCAUGGGCCAGCUGGAAUGAAGGGCCUGUUUCCGUCGCUAUGACUCCAUAAGUCAGGUGUUCGUAGCCUGGAAAGAAUAUGUUGUGUGUCUCCUAUUGCAGAUGCCUAACACUGGUCCACAGUCAUUCACAAGUACUAGUAUCAUGCCUUUAAAAUGAAAGUUCCCAUCUGGUUAGUUGUUUUUAUAACUGAGCCUCAGUUUCUCAGAGAUGAGUGACAAGGAAGACCAGUUUAGGUCUUUACGCGAGAUGUCAGAGAACCAGAUCUAGGUGAACUUUAUGUCCUCCUCAGUUGAAUAACUUCAUUGAUGCUGUUAUUCACAUCUGAAGCAACCAAGCUAAGAUACUGGAGUGAUACCAGUGCCUUUAAAACCAUAAUCAGCAUCUACUACAGCAAGAAAGGAAAUCAGCAAAGGCAAGUUAAACGAUCUUUGCAGUUACCUUUCAUUUUUGUUGACAUUAUAUUGACCUCAGCAUAGAAACAUUAGAUAUAGUAGCCAAAAUUUCUUAGUGCUACUGUAUUGCUGAAUAUGAUCACAUCUAAUCCUCUUUCUAAUCUACACUUAACCACUCUCCCAACAUAUUCCUCAAUAUUAUGAGAAUCCAGAAAUCUAUUGGACAAGUCUAAAUGUGUUUGCCUUCUCUGGGUUCCAAAAAUACUCAACAUUCUGUCUAAAGAAGUAUUCCAAUCCCAAUGUCUAGAUCUUUCAAUGAAAUUAUCACUCAUCUUCCAAACUCUAGAGAACAUCAGCCCAUUCCAGUUCAAAAGUCAAGAGGUUAUGUUGCACCUUUCUAAACCCCUCUCUUUGGGGAGGGUGCAGAAGAGGAUUACCAGGUUGCUAUCUUGAUUUGAGGGCAUAUACUAAUAAAAAAGGGUGGGUAAACUUGGGUUAUGUUCUCUGGAGCAGCGGAGGUCGAGGGCAGAUCUGAUAGAGGUUUAUAAGAUUAUAAGAGGUAUAGAGUAGACAGUGAGUAUCUGUUUUCCAGAGCAGAAAUGUCUAAUACCAGAGGAUAUGCAUUGAAGGUGAGAGGGGGUAGGUUCAAAGGGGAAGUGAGGGGGAAAGAUUUUUACUCAGAGAGUGGUGGAUUGUGCUGCCUGGUAUGGUGAUAGAGGCCAAAUACAAUAGAGGCUUUUAAGAGACGUUUAGAUAUGCACAUGGAUGUGAGGAAGAUGCAGUGAUUUGCACAUUGUGUAGGUAGGAGGAAUUAAUUAGAGUUUGGGUGUUUAUGAUUUGCUUCUUAAUUGGUUUGGCACAGCAAUUGGUUUGGCUCGAAGGGCCAAAUGGCCUACUCCUGCACCUAUUGUCUAUUGUCUAUUAACAUUGAGGGCUGAAGGGCUGUUCCUGUGCUGUACGGUUCUAUGUUCUAUGAUACAGCUCAGUCCUUAGAGUCAGUAAAUACUGUAUAAAUCUUGGUCAGAUUAUCUUUCUAUAGUCAGACUACAGCUCCCACAUUAAUUGUGGGUUUGUUAAAAUCUUGACGCUAACACCCACACAAUCCCAUCCUGUUGUGCUAAAGGCAAAGUUCUUUUUCUCCUAAUUGCUUGUGUUUUGUGUUAUUUUUUUAUGAUGCAUUCACUGAGACCACACAUUCGUUCUGCAGGUCAAUAUCUCCUAAUCUCUUAAUUUAGUAAGUUUAUUUUCUGUUCUCCCUAGCAAAAUCAAAAUAUCACAUUGCCUCCUGUUAUCCAUCACCACUCUCUGAGCUAGAGAUUCAUUGCAUGGUUCAUUAAUAGUUACAAGAUGGGUGCCAGUAGCAUUGCUGGUAGAGCUGCUACCUCAGAACUCCAGAGACCCAGAGGCUGUAUAGAGUUUUCACUUUCUCCCAUGCCCCGCUGUUGCUUCUUUACAUCUACCUCACAGUAUACCAGCAUACUUUCAUCAGGACGUCAUCAGAACGUUUCAGGCCGAGUCCUGAUGAAGAGUCUCGUCCCGAAACAUUGACUAUAGAUCUAUAGAUGCUGCCUGGCCUGCCGAGUUCCUCCUGUGUUUUGUGUGUGUUGCUCUGGAUUCUCAGCAUCUGUAGAAUCUUUUUUGUUUAUACUUUCCAAUGCAGCCUUGUGUUGUCAGUAGACCUGCAUUAUCUCAGUCCUCAUCAGCUGAUCUGAAUUGUGGUUAUUUCCUGCAGUCAACUCUGGAAAAGAUGAGGAGCGACGAAAGCAAAGUUUCAGAUGGGUACAAGAGCUGAGCAGUUAAGUGAGUGGACUAGCAGCUGGGGUUCUGGACCGUUGAUCCAGAGAUAUGAGAUUGAAUACCAUCUUGGUUGCUGAAUAUUUGAAUAAGACUAAAAUAUAUAAAAACAAAGCUCUUGGUAGUUGCAACCUUGAAACUAACAGAUUCUGAUGAAAAAAAAAUACAAUCAGAUUAACUAAUGUUCUUCAGGGAAGAAAAUCUGUUGUAUGUGCAAGGUCUAGCCUGUAUAUGACUCCAGACCUACUAAAGCGAUCAACUCUUAACUGUCUCCACAGUUUAGGUAUAAUUAAAGAUGAAGUACAACAUACCCAUUGCCAGUGACAUCCACUGCCUGUGAACAGAGAAGUUUUUAAAGAACAGAGAAGUUUUUAAGGGGAAUUAUCAAAAAGUGUCAUGAAAUGAGGAAACUUCAUCUCAAAGUGCUUUCCUUGUUAGUAGAUGUUUCUUUCACCGAGCAGAAAUGGGAAAGAACAUUGCUUCUUCGAUGCCAAUGAUCUCUCAUUGUGACCCAGCAGUAGCAACAUGCAAGUAGAUUAGAGGGCUGCUGCAACUAAAAUGUUUUUCAUUGACAAGCUCAGAAAAUUUGCUUAUGACUGUUAUUAAGAUGCAAAUUACUUGCAUGAUAUGAUCUUCCCUCUGGUUCUUCUCUUCCUCCAAAUGUAAAGAUAAAAUGUCAAGAUACAUGGCUUUAGGGGAUGCCAGUCUUGCAGAAUAACAUCGCUUACGGUGUCAUGAAGUUGUUGAGAAGCAUGUUACCUACCAUUAUAGGUGGAAUUUUAUUUGACAUGUAAUUACUUAUCAAGAAUUAAUUAAAUCAUAAUUUAUGAUGCAGAAGGAGGCCAUUGUGUCCACGACAGUAAAAAUGGAUUUUGGAUUAAUCCCACAUUCUAGCUCCUAAACCCUGAUGGUUACUAAUGAGUAAGGUACUAUUCAAGUGUACUGAUGGUUUCUGCCUCCGCCACGUUUUCAAGCAGCUUUCCAGACCACUAUCUCAGUUGAGUAAAAACUUCCUCAGAAGUGUUAUCAAAUUACACAAACUGAUGAUCUUCCGAUAGAGAUUUCUCAAAAAAAAAGGAAUUUCAAGACGUUUACAGGAAUUCUGAAAAAGGUGGCUUGUACUGUUUUCCCAUUUCAGUUCUGUUCCACACUGGUGUUUAUUAAAUUGGUUUUAUGUGUAUUUCUUUCGAGAUUAAUGAUCCAUUCGUGUAAAUAAUACAUCAGAUUCACCUUACAUCAGAAGGCCAUAGAGGUAUCCAGAUUGUAUUGAAUUGACCUGUGCAAUGCACUUCAAUUAACGUGCAUUUAAACUUGUCAUCUUUUAUUUUCUAACUAAUAUAUUUGAAGGCAGCAGCAUGAUUCUAAACGAAGGACAGUUCAUUGGUGAAAAAUAAAAUCUCUCCUAGUUGAAGAAUUGAUUUUAAUGCAAUAGUGGUCAUACAAAGCUAAACUCAGAAACUCAACUCAAUGAAGGUGAAGUGAGCUUUGUGUGUGCACAAAGGUUCUGGCCUUGUGCACCGGAUUGGUUGGUGGGUGAAGUGGACAAUUCAAUUACAGUCUGAUUUAUUCUGAAUGCAAGAUACUGCAGAUGCUGGAAAUCUAAGAUAAAAAGACAAAGUGCCAGAAAUAUUCACCUUCAAGAUACACCUGUGAAGAGAGAAGUGAAUUACAUUGAAGGCUGAUCUUCAAACUUACAUCGAUUCAGAGUUAACACCUUAACUCUGUUUCUCCCUCUGUAAAUGCUGUCUGACAAGCUGAGUACUUUCAGCAUUUUCUGAAGAUUAUUUAUUGACUGGAAACAUAAUUACAUACACUGUCUUAUAUAAGAAAUGCAUUGCCUAGAAAUUUUACAUUAACCCCUCCUACUGGAGUUAAGAAUCACUUACCCUUUGUAUUUCCUCCAAAACACUACCAUUCGUUAGAGAGGCUGCAGAAAAGAUUCACAAGGAUGUUGCCAGCCCUGGAGUGCUUGAGCUAUAAUUGGAUAGGUUGGGACAAUUUCCCUGCAGCAGAGGAGGCUGAGGGGUGACCUUUUCACAGUUAUUCACAACAUAUGCCGGUGAUAAUAAACCUGAGAUUCUGAUUCUGAUUAUAAAAUCAUGAGGGCUAUAGAUAAGUGGAUACUCGGGUCUUUUUCCAAGGGUACAGACGUCUAAACCUAGAGAGCAGAGGUUUAACCACCAACUGCGACUCCAGCCUUGAACUCCAGGCCGGGUCUUUAUGUGCUGCUGUUGUGACUCCCGUCUCCCCUUCCCCCACCACCACUCCGCAGCCCCGUCUUCCUCAGAUCCCACCGUCAACUCCUGGGCCCUCAGAGGCUCCAUCUUCCUCUCACCCCAACCCUCCCCUCUCCAUUGACACCCCCAGCCUCCCCCCUCCCCCCUCUGAUCCCAGCUCUCAUCCGUGCCGGGUCUUUACCAUCCCCUCCGACCUUCAACUGUCGGAGGCAGAACGCUCUGUUCUCAGUAAGGGCCUCACCUUUGUCCCCCUUCGCCCACACCUCAGCGAGUUCCGUGUUCGCCACGAUGCGGAACUUUUCUUCCGCCGUCUCCGUCUCCGAGCCUACUUCUUCGGCAAGAACUCUUCCACCCCCACCGAUGACCCCUUCUCCCGUCUUCAACCCUCCUCUUCUUCAUGGACACCCCGCUCUGGUCUUCUGCCUGCUCUGGAUCUCUUUAUUGCCAACUGCCGACGGGACAUCAACCGUCUCGACUUCACCGCACCUUGUCCCCAUUCCAACCUCACUCCUUCGGAACGCUCUGCUCUCCACUCCCUCUGCACUAAUCCUAACCUUAUUAUUAAACCCGCUGAUAAAGAGGGUGCUGUUGUAGUCUGGCGUACUGACCUCUACCUUGCCGAGGCACAGCGACAACUCGCGGAUACCUCCUCUUAUUUACCCCUCGAUCGUGACCCCACUAAGGAGCACCAGGCCAUUGUCUCCCACACUAUCAAUGACUUUAUCCGCUCAGGGGAUCUCCCAUCCACUGCUACCAACCUUAUAGUUCCCACACCCCGCACUUCCCGUUUCUACCUCCUACCCAAGAUCCACAAACCUGCCUGUCCUGGCCGACCUAUUGUCUCAGCUUGCUCCUGCCCCACCGAACUCGUUUCUGCAUACCUCGACACUGUUUUAUCACCCCUUGUUCAAUCCCUUCCGACCUAUGUUCGUGACACUUCUCACGCUCUUAAACUUUUCGAUGA
Messenger RNA from Mobula hypostoma (lesser devil ray), 13111 nucleotides. It is a transcript of the gene traf3ip2a, whose product is annotated as TRAF3 interacting protein 2a. Lineage: Eukaryota; Metazoa; Chordata; Chondrichthyes; Myliobatiformes; Myliobatidae. The coding region runs from base 58 to 1929 and encodes 623 amino acids. The transcript has 9 exons. Gene Ontology annotation, biological process: humoral immune response; positive regulation of canonical NF-kappaB signal transduction. The record is from RefSeq and is a predicted model, not a curated record.